Molecule: messenger RNA, 928 nt
Organism: Triticum aestivum (bread wheat)
Lineage: Eukaryota; Viridiplantae; Streptophyta; Magnoliopsida; Poales; Poaceae
Exons: 1
Coding region: 98-724 (208 amino acids)
Source: RefSeq, a predicted model, not a curated record
CCACCUUCCUGCCCACCCCGCUCAAUCGCUCCUCCCCCAGACGCAAGCAGAGCUGACACGAAGUGAGGAAGCCAAGAAACGCCGGCGAUCGAUCAAGAUGGACAUCCUGGAGCAGCCCCUGGAGGCCGUCGCCUUCCGCAUCCACUCCCUCCCCGAGGUGGCCGCGGCGGGCGCGGCGGCGUGGACCUGCCUCGCCGCCGUCCUCGCCGCGGCCGCCGCUGCCGGCGUCUGGCGCCUGCGCUCCUCCACGCCGUCGUCCACUGUUAUCGCCGAAGGAUCCUCGAAGCCUUUGGAGCUGGAUACGUCCCCGUUGUUGGUACCAGCGGAGACGGAGAGAUCGCUGGGGAGCUGGAGAUCGUCUGAGCCGACGAUGUCGUCGUCGCUGCCGGCGCUGUCGCCCAGGGAGAGGUACACGGCGUACUACCACGACAGCGGCUGCGUCGGAUGCUGCGACGUGGAGAGCGACGAGGAGGAGGAGGAUCGGGAUCCCGAAGAUGACUACGGCGUGUACGGGCCGGCGGAGACGGAUCCUUCCGAAUGGGAGGUGGUGAGGUCACUGCCUCUCGCGGCGACAACUGCUACGGGAACGUGGCGGUACAAGAGCCCGAGGGCGCUCAGCGGCAGCGUGGUGCGGCUGUGGGAUGAAGGCGCCGACGGGAGCUUCAUGGCCGCCGCGGCGAGCCGGAGACGGAGGGGCAGAGCCGGCGCCGUGUCGAGCUUCUGAUCACUCAAAGCCACUGUAGCAUUGUUUCUUUCUUUUAUUCUGGAAGAAUGAAAUUGGCAAUAAACUGUAAUCUUAGGUGGAAGCAAAAUGUUUCCGUAGGUGAAUUAGAUAGCCGAUGUACCCUGCACAUAUAAUGUUUUCAUCCAGUCAGAUCAGUUAUUGCUUGCAACUCCAGUUCCUCUGCUGGUGCUGGAUGCCCAACGA